AUGACGCGGUUCAGCGGCAAACGACCAGCAACAAACAUGAUCGAACAUAGAAUGCUGGCACAAAUCAGACCUUUACAGACAGCCAUAGACUCCCAUAAGGCCACUUUGAGGAAGAACUUUGAGGUCCUGCCUGGAGGGUCCAGUAAACCCAGCAGUGCUGUGCCGUUCCACGCCAUCUACACAGAGCUCUACAUGACAGUAGGAGACAGUCAGGGAAUCUGCGUAGAACACGAGGUCCAGCAGAUUGAAAUGCUGCACCGGACACAGGCAAAGCCUCCAGAUGAAGUGGUCAACUGCAGUGACAUCUUCAGGCCCCUACGCCGAGAGCAGAGGCCCAUUAGAACAGUCAUGACCAAAGGCAUUGCUGGGAUUGGGAAGACCAUGUCUGUGCAGAAGGUCAUUCUAGAUUGGACCGAAGGGCAAGCCAAUCAGGAUGUGGAUUUUGUGUUUGUGCUUCCGUUCCGCAAGUUGAACCUAGUGUGCGGUGAAAAACAUAGCCUCCAUGGUCUUCUGGUGGAGCUUUCUGAAGAGCUCCAAGCCUUGGAUCAUGUGGGGUUUUACAAUGAAUACAAACUGCUGUUUAUCCUGGAUGGCCUGGAUGAGUCUAAAUUCUGCCUUGACUUCCUGGAGAAAGAGGUGUGUGAUGUAAAUGAGGUAGCAUCAGUUUCAGCGCUAGUGACCAACCUCAUCCGAGGUAACCUUCUCCCCACUGCUCUCAUUUGGAUGACGUCAAGGCCAGCAGCAGCCAAUCAGAUCCCUGCACGGUACAUUCACCAGGUGACAGAACUCAGGGGAUUUAAUGACACACAGAAGGAGGAAUUCUUUAGAAGGAGAAUUGCAGACCAAAGGUUGGCCAAUAAAAUCAUUGCCCACAUCCGGGCAACACGUAGCCUUUUCAUCAUGUGCCAUAUCCCUGUCCUCUGUUUGCUCAUUGCUACCAUGUUUCAGCAAAUAUUGGACAAGAAAUCCAACAAGGACACCCCUAGUACCCUGACUGAACUCUUCACAGAGUUUAUCGUCUCACAGAUCAAAACACGACAACAAUCACAAGAGUCCAGUAAAGAGGUUCUAUGGAAGUUGGCUAAGCUGGCCUUCAUCCAUCUACAGAGUCAGCGAUUUAACUUCUACGAGGAGGAUUUGAGCGAGUGUGGAAUCGACUCAAAGGAUGCCUCAGGGUUAUGUGUAGAGAUCUUGAAAGAGGAGUCGAUCGGUCAUGGAAAACGAACCUACAGCUUUCUACAUUUGACCAUUCAGGAGUUUCUAGCAGCAGUUUUUGUGAUCCACUCCUUUGUCACCAAGAACACAGAGGCUCUGGAGUCCUUUCAUAUUUUCGUGUCCGAUAAAAAUAUAGAACUGUAUGACCUGCUGAAGGCUGCAGUAGACAAGUCUUUACAGUGCCAAUAUGGACAUCUGGAUCUUUUUCUCCGUUUCCUUUUGGGCCUUGCGCUCGACCCCAGCCAGAAGCUCCUACAAAGCCUACUCAAAGGCACAUACAACCGACCCUUGGAUAUAAAAAAGAAAGUCACUGAGUUCAUGGACCAGAAACUGAAGGCACAAACACGUAAGAGAACCAUCACUUACAUGAAAGAGCUGAGGAAGGAGAACCUCUCGCCCAACAGGUGUAUCAACCUCUUCCAAUGUUUGAUUGAGCUACGGGACUUUGCCAUGCAGGAGGAGAUCCAAGAGUACCUAAGAUCUGAGAGGCGCAUGGACUGCCUCUCUCCGGCUCACUGCAUGGCCCUGGCAUACGUGCUCCUGAUGUCCGAGAAGGCACUGGAGGAGCUGGAUCUGAGGCAGUAUAACACCACAGAAGAGGGCCGUACAAGACUAAUCCCAGCAGUCCGGUGGUGCAGGAAGGCCCGGCUGGACUGCUGUAAAUUGACAGUGAAAGCCUAUGAGACAGUGGUCCUUAGUCUGCAGUCUCUGGGGUCACCACUGACUGAGCUGGACCUGAGCUACAACAGCCUGCAGGACUCGGGCCUUGAGCUGCUCACUCGGGGCCUUCUGAGUCCUCACUGCAAACUGCAGACACUCGGUUUGGUCGGCUGCCACCUCACAGAAGCAUCUUGUGUGGUAAUGGCCUCUGUCCUCCAGUCUGAAAACUCGGCUCUGAGCGAGUUGGAUCUAAGCGACAAUGACUUGCAGGACUCUGGACUGGAACACCUCACAGUUGGUUUAAGUCAUCAGAACUGUAAAGUACACAUCCUGAGGUUAUCAUCAUGUCGUGUGUCAACCAGAGGCUCUGAAGCCCUAGCUGGAGCACUGAGCUGUAAUGCCUCUCACCUAAAAGAGCUGGACCUGAGCUACAAUUAUCCAAGAACCUCUGGAGUGGAACAGCUUUCAGCUAAACAGCAAGAUCCUGACUGUGCCCUAGAAACCCUCAAGGUCUCGUCUGAUGAUGGCCUACUGCUCCUGGACACAAAGUACACCACCUUUAAUCGGCCACUGUACGCAGCAUUCACACUCUACCCCUCAGACACAGUCAUCUCUUUGUGCAAGAUUGAGAUGUGA
Molecule: messenger RNA, 2511 nt
Organism: Sardina pilchardus (European sardine)
Lineage: Eukaryota; Metazoa; Chordata; Actinopteri; Clupeiformes; Clupeidae
Product: NACHT, LRR and PYD domains-containing protein 12-like
Exons: 6
Coding region: 1-2511 (836 amino acids)
Biological process (GO): intracellular signal transduction
Molecular function (GO): protein binding
Source: RefSeq, a predicted model, not a curated record